UCGCGAAGCAGGUUUUCUCCGCGGACACCGUGCUGGGGGUUCACCUCCUCGACCUCUUGGUUUACUCGACACAACAGACGACGUUUCGGUACGGCACGACACGGUAAUAGGCCCUUUCGAAGCAAACCCUCAUGUACGAGACCUCGCUCGCACGAAAAGCACAGCUGGAUUUAAAAUACGGCCAUGGCAUACUCAGGAAGGCAAUGGGGCACGACACCUCCCAUCUCGACUGCGCUGCCCACGCAAGUCGAGGUGGAGGCUAGCGACGCCCUCUUUGAAGAACUGAAGCGACAAGGCACCUUUGAGUCAAAACUCGAGACGGACAAAAGGCACAAAGUCCUUACCGAUUUACGACGCUUAGUGGAUGAAUUCGUCCGGCGGAUUGCGCGAGAGAAGGAACCACAUAACACUGUUCUCAUACGAGACGCUCGUGGGGAGGUCUUCACCUAUGGCAGUUUCUGUCUUGGAGUGUACGGGCCAGGGUCAGAUAUUGAUACACUCGUUGUCGCCCCUAGAUACGUAACGAGAGAGGAUUAUUUCAAGCAUUUCCCUGGAAUGCUCAAAGAGAUGACUCCGAAGGGUGCGGUGACCGAUCUGACACCGGUUGAGGAUGCCUUUGUCCCCAUUAUCAAGUUCGAGUACUGGGGUAUUAGCAUCGAUCUGAUCUUCUCGAGAAUUGCAACUCUGAAGCAGUUUCCCGCUCACGGUGAGCUCAAGCUCACCAACAACGAAUAUCUGCGAGGUCUAGAUGAAGCCGAAUUGCGAUCCCUGAACGGGACCCGUGUUACCAACGAGAUACUAAAUCUUGUUCCCGAACAGAGUACCUUCCGCCUAGCGUUGCGUGCCAUCAAGCUGUGGGCUCAGCGACGUGCCAUAUACGCCAAUAUCAUUGGCUUCCCUGGCGGUGUCGUCUGGGCUAUGCUAGUUGCCCGCAUUUGCCAAUUAUACCCGAGAGCUGCCAGCGCUACCAUUGUCGCCAAGUUCUUCUUCAUCAUCAGCAAGUGGAAGUGGCCACAACCGGUGAUGUUGAAAGCAAUGGAAGAGAACGCGCCCCUUUCGGUUCGCGUCUGGAACCCCAAGGUCUAUAAGGGGGAUGGCUAUCAUUUGAUGCCAGUAAUCACCCCAGCAUACCCUGAAAUGUGUGCCACCUUCAACAUCACGCACUCCAACAAAGCCGUCAUUCAACGCGAGCUAGAACGUGGUAACGGUAUAGCUGACAAAAUCGUAAGCGGAGCCGUUCCAUGGAAAGCACUAUUUGUCAAACACACUUUCUUCACACAGGGCUAUAAGUAUUAUCUAGCUGUCAUUGUUACUAGUAAGGAAAAGGAAGCGCAUAAGAUCUGGUCCGGCUUUGUGGAGUCCAAGGUUCGAGUCCUUGUCGCCAAUCUCGAGAGACAUCCGUCUAUAGCCAUCGCACACCCCUUCAAUAAGGGAUUCGAACGACGACACACGGUGAAGUGUGGUCAAGAAUUCGAAGCGAUACUGGAUGGUAGCCUUGCCUACAUAGUCAAGGGUGAAGAUGAGGAGGGUACAGUGAUCAAGGAUGAGCUUCCGGAUGCCGCCAAAGACGACGAGGAGCCAAAGCCGAAAAUCGAGGAUGGAACUGUCGUUCAAAGUGCAACCGCUGCCCACCACGUCGAGUCGACUGCUAGCCUGAAGGACAGGGUAUCGAGCCCGAACGUCAAACCAGAGGCUGAGGAGAAGCCUGUCAAGAUGGAAGAUUUGUCCAUCAAAGAAAGCAAAGUCUACACUACAACACACUACAUCGGCCUGGAGCUUGCGGAAGGUGCCAAAUCGUUGGACUUGUCUUUCCAGGUGAACGAAUACAAGGAUCUCUGCCACGCCUGGGACAAGUAUGAUUCCAAGCUCAACUUUCUGAGUGUUCAGCAUGUGAAGAAUAUCAACCUACCCGAAGACGUAUUUGAGCCCGGUGAAGCCAAGCCUACUCGACCGCUUAAGAAGCCGGGCGGGCCUAACGGAGCUUUGGCCCAAAGGAAGCGGCCUGCCCCGUCAGAUGUACGUUUGCUUGAAUGAGAGAUUGCUAACUAAGCUUCCAUCUCCAGGAUACACAUCAAAACCCAGCCCCCAUCCGGAGGAACCGCUAACUUGAAGUGUAGGGAAACCCAUCUGCCCCAAAACGACAGCACUCCUCAACCAACACGGUCACGGCAGCGAGCUAAGCCCUUGAAAAGAAAAUGAUGAGACUGCGCCAUUCUAGGGGUUCGCCUCACCUCGUCGAUGGGGUCCACCCGUAUAAACCAUUCAUAUGUUGCUCACUUGAGCUAUUCAGUUUUUCUUCUGGGUAUCAAUUGAUACUGGCAGUUUCAUUUUUGUAAUGUACUAAUACCCUACUAGCGGUGCUGGAAUCGGCCAAACGGUGUCC
Pseudomassariella vexata is the source of this 2383-nucleotide messenger RNA. Its product is annotated as Poly(A) polymerase pla1. Gene Ontology annotation, cellular component: nucleus. NCBI's taxonomy places the organism in Eukaryota, Fungi, Ascomycota, Sordariomycetes, Amphisphaeriales, Pseudomassariaceae. The record is from RefSeq and is a predicted model, not a curated record. The transcript is spliced from 5 exons. The coding region runs from base 184 to 2034 and encodes 616 amino acids. Gene Ontology annotation, molecular function: RNA binding; poly(A) RNA polymerase activity.